Messenger RNA from Planococcus citri (citrus mealybug), 870 nucleotides. Its product is annotated as larval cuticle protein A2B-like. NCBI's taxonomy places the organism in Eukaryota, Metazoa, Arthropoda, Insecta, Hemiptera, Pseudococcidae. The record is from RefSeq and is a predicted model, not a curated record. Bases 103 to 669 code for a protein of 188 amino acids. Gene Ontology annotation, cellular component: extracellular matrix. The transcript is spliced from 2 exons.
UAUAAAAAGUAUGACCGACAAUUAUCUCACUCAUAUCAAUCUCUGUGCAGGGUGGUUAAGCAGUGUGUUCUUAAAGUUCCUAAUUUAUUAAAUAGAAAAAAUAUGUACCAGACACUAAAUACUCUGCUUUUAUGCGCAACCGUCGCUUCGGCGGUCUACGCUCCGGCCACGUACGUCGCUCCAGCACCAGCCUACAUAUCUCCAAAAAUCGCCACAGUUCCUGCAUACGCUCACAGUUAUGCCCCAGCUGCGUACGCCGCUCCGGUAAAAUACGCUCCGGUCGCUUACGCCGCUCCUAAAGCAGUCGCUUACGAUACCGACUACGAUCCGAACCCUUCGUACAGUUAUGCUUAUGAUAUCCAAGACCAUCUAACUGGAGACUCUAAAAGCCAACACGAAAGUCGACAAGGAGAUGUUGUACAAGGAAGCUACAGCUUGAUCGAACCCGAUGGCUCGAAAAGAACCGUAGAAUACACCGCAGAUCCUCAUAAUGGUUUCAACGCCGUCGUACACAAGGAACCCGGUACCUAUGCACCUGCCAAAGCCUACGCUCCGGCUCCAGUCGUCAAAUACGCUCCAGCCAAAUAUGCCGUAGCUCAUCCCAAAUACGCAGCUCCAGUUCUGGCCUAUGCUCCGGCUCCAGCACCACUCGUUUCUUACGCUCAUUAAUUGGCUGACACUUCACACCUUCGUGUACCUCUCUAAAUGUUCUCUCGAUGUAUCUAUUUUUCCCAAAUGUCUCGUAUUAUUUUAGGUUAUAAUUUUUUGUACUGAUUUCUACUCCUUUUUUUUCAAUCUAUUUUCUUCGUUUAUUAUUUUUUUGUACGAUGUAUUCAAUUUAAAAAAAAAAAAAGAAAAAAUGUACCAACA